GUAUGGAGAGCUUCAUGGCUUCUCGGCCUCCGCUACUUCUUCCUCUCCCUCGCCUCUCUCUUUCUCUCCUCGUGGCCAUCAGCCAUCUCCUUGUGUCAUUCCGCUUGGUUUCUAUCGUCUUAUCUAUAUCCCCCGUUUCAUCUGCUGUGCCUUACUUUCUUCUAGAAGCCGCAGAAUGCCAACCCGCACCGCACUCGGCAUCACACGGGAGAUCGCGCAUUCGACCCAUAUGAACGCGCACUUCAUAUCGAAUUCAUGUCGGCAUCUAGUCCGUAGGCACCAAAUGGGUGAAGUCUUCAAGCAUUGUCUUUUCUCUCAGUGACACAAUCCUGGUCUUCCUGUUCGCAUAUUGGGGUUUUG
Molecule: messenger RNA, 360 nt
Organism: Aspergillus fijiensis CBS 313.89
Lineage: Eukaryota; Fungi; Ascomycota; Eurotiomycetes; Eurotiales; Aspergillaceae
Exons: 1
Coding region: 15-233 (72 amino acids)
Source: RefSeq, a predicted model, not a curated record